Molecule: messenger RNA, 393 nt
Organism: Sinocyclocheilus anshuiensis
Lineage: Eukaryota; Metazoa; Chordata; Actinopteri; Cypriniformes; Cyprinidae
Product: gamma-crystallin M2-like
Exons: 2
Coding region: 22-393 (123 amino acids)
Biological process (GO): lens development in camera-type eye; visual perception
Molecular function (GO): structural constituent of eye lens
Source: RefSeq, a predicted model, not a curated record
UUCAGUUAAAACAGCCCAGACAUGCAUUUUAGUCUGGGACUAGGCUUAAGCCUUGUCUAUGAAACUGGAGGUAUGUUUGGAAUGAGCAACUGCAUCAGGUCCUGCUGUAUGAUUCCUAUGUACAGGGGAUCCUACAGAAUGAGGAUCUACGAGAGGGAGAACUUCAUGGGCCAGAUAUACGAGCUGACAGAUGACUGUGACAGCACCAUGGACCUUUACCACGUGUCUCACUGCCAGUCCUGUCAUGUGAUGGACAGCCACUGGCUCUUCUAUGAGCAGCCCCACUACAGAGGCAGGAUGUGGUACUUCAGGCCUGGAGAGUACAGGAGCUUCAGUAAUAUGGGUGGCAUGAGAUUCAUGAGCAUGAGGCAUAUCAUGUACUCAUGGUACUAA